Molecule: messenger RNA, 2170 nt
Organism: Aureobasidium pullulans EXF-150
Lineage: Eukaryota; Fungi; Ascomycota; Dothideomycetes; Dothideales; Saccotheciaceae
Product: PARP-domain-containing protein
Exons: 5
Coding region: 74-1966 (630 amino acids)
Molecular function (GO): NAD+ poly-ADP-ribosyltransferase activity
Source: RefSeq, a predicted model, not a curated record
CGUCUCACUCAAAUAACCGGUUCGUCUGCUAGAUACACUCUCCAAUUGCCUUCAUUGCACAACAGAAAACAUCAUGACUUCUCCGUACAGCAAGCUCAAAGUCGCCGAGCUCAAGGAGCUUCUCAAGGAACGCGGUAUCUCUGCUACAGGACUCAAAAAGCAAGAACUCAUCGACGCUCUCGAACAAGAUGACGUCGAAUCAGGCAAUGCUCCUGAGGAAGAUGAAGUAGAGGAGGAAGAUGAUGUUGCUGUCGCUACGACAAAGACAACUGCUCGCUCCUCCACAAAGCGCAAGGCAUCCUCACCUGUGCCCGCCCCGACCUCGGCCAAACAGCCAAAAAAGGCAAAGGCAGAGCCUCCUGCUGCCGACAACCCCACCGACCCUGUCAAGCCAGCCCCAAAGAUUACCGACGCCCAAUUCGCGCCAGCGGGAGGUGCGAACCUCGACAUUCCUAUCGAUGAGGGUGUCUCGUCAUCAUACCGUGUCUAUGUUGACCCUAUCACCGGUAUAAUUUACGAUGCCUCGCUCAACCAGACCAAUGCUUCCAACAACAACAACAAAUUCUAUCGCGUUCAACUUCUACAGAGUGGCUCUGGUGUCUACCAAACAUGGACUCGCUGGGGCCGCGUUGGCGAACAUGGUCAGUCAGCCAUGCUUGGCGACGGCUCUCUCAACGACGCUCUUUGGAACUUCGACAAGAAAUUCAAGGACAAGUCUGGCCUCAAGUGGGAUGACAGGGGUGAAAAGCCAAAGCCCAAGAAGUAUGUCUUUGUCGAGCGCAGUUACGUUGCCGAUGAAGAAGACGAAGACGCUGCACAGUCCGGUGCUUCACCUGAUGGAGAAGACGACACCGUCGCAUCCCAGGCACCCAAGUGCACUCUGGACCCGCCAAUCCAGUCCCUGAUGGAGCUCAUCUUCAAUCAGCAGCAUUUCGCCAACACCAUGACGAGUCUCAACUACGAUGUCAAGAAGUUGCCUCUUGGUAAACUGAGUAAAGCCACCAUCACCAAGGGCUUUGAAAUUCUCAAAGACCUAUCUGUCCUCAUGAACGACACCUCUCUUACUCACGACAUCGAUGCUUAUGAAGAGCUCAGCAACCAGUACUACAGCUACAUCCCUCACUCAUUCGGCCGCAACCGUCCACCGGUCAUUCGCACGCUCGAGAUGCUCAAGCCAGAGAUAGAACUGCUGGACAGCUUGAGUGAUCUCAAGAACGCGGACGAGAUUCUGAAGAAGGCGAAAGAGACUGCUUCCCAAAUCCAUCAUCUCGAUUCUCGCUUCCAGGGUCUCGGCAUGGAAGAGAUGCAGGCCAUUUCACCCUCGAGCUCCGAAUUCAGCGAGAUCAACCAGUACCUCCACAAGACUUGCGGCUCAACUCACUACCUUAAGUACGAAGUUCAGGACAUCUUCCGCAUCCAACGUCAGGGAGAGUUUGAGAGAUUCGGCAAGAGCAAGUACGCCAACAUUGCCAGCGACCGCCGUCUCCUUUGGCACGGCUCGCGUACCACCAACUAUGGAGGUAUCCUCAGUCAAGGUCUUCGCAUCGCUCCUCCUGAGGCUCCUGUGAAUGGCUACAUGUUCGGAAAGGGUAUCUAUCUUGCCGACAUGAGCAGCAAGUCUGCCAACUACUGCAGCUCCUACGACUCGGAUGGCCAUGCGCUGCUCCUCCUCUGUGAGGCAGAAUUGGGCAAGCCCAUGCAGACUCUUACGGACGCCAGCUAUAACGCAGCUGAAAGUGCCAAAGACAUGGGCGCCUUCUCCACCUGGGGUCAAGGUAAGACCGCGCCCAAGGCUUGGAAAGACGCCGGAUGUAUUCAUCCUUCACUUGCUGGAUCAACCAUGCCGGACACAACCCAAGAUCCUGGCGACACCAACGUUCCCGGUGCUUACCUACAGUACAACGAGUUCAUCUGCUAUGAUGUUGCUCAGGUCCGCCUGCGCUAUCUCUUGCGCGUGAAGAUGUGAGGGGGUGUCCGCUGUGACAGUCUUCACCGGAGGAACGCAUGGAAAUGCUUUGAUUGAUCGUUAGCUGAGCGUGGCGCCAUGGAGUUUCAGGCCACAAUUUCGGACAGGGGUGUUAUGACCGUCCAGUCUUUGUUACAAUACAUUCUUACUAUCAGUUUGACCAUCGAACGCUGCUGUGCAUGACCCGAGUUUUCUCCGAUACCU